UCGUGACUUUCUGUAUCUUUAAAACCACGACUACCUCAGUUCGUUACACUUUGAGACAAGAAGAGCAGGCACUGCAAAUCUGCAUGCGAUCCCUCAUCGUGUCCCAGGCUCUCAAAUUUGGCAGCAGACCCAUUGGCACGAGAACCAUGGCGCUGCACUCAGCCCAGGACCCGUCCAAGCUCAUCUUCGCCCCAGCCGGCAAAGAAGCCCACGGCCAAGCAGAGCAGUUCAACAAGGGCACCCUCACGCGGCUGGACCUCGACGCGCACUCCCCCGUGGCCCAGUUCCACGCCUGGUUCGCGGCCGCCCAGCAAGCCAGCGUCCCCGUCGAGCACCCAGAGACGUGCUGCCUGUCGACCGCCUCGCUGCCCUCGGGCCGCGUCUCGGCGCGCAUGGUGUACCUCAAGGAGCUCGACGGCCGCGGGUUCGUGGUGUACAGCAACUUCGGGACCAGCCGGAAGAGUAAGGACCUCGCGUCGAACCCGUGGGCCAGCCUGACGUUCUGGUGGGAGGCCAUGGAGCGGCAGGUCCGCGUCGAGGGCAGGGCCGAGAGGCUGUCGGCCGAGGAGAGCCAGAAGUACUACGACACCCGCGCGCGGGGCAGCAGGAUCGGCGCGUGGGCCAGCCGCCAGAGCCAGGUGCUCCAGCCCAUGAGCGAGGUUGCCGGCACGACGGAGCAAGCGAGGAGCGUGGCGGACGACGGGCGGCAGCAGCUCGAGGGCUGGGUCAAGGAGGUCGAGGAUAGGUUCGAGGGCCAGGAGCAGAUCCCCGUGCCCGAAUUCUGGGGCGGGCUCAGGAUCGUGCCCGAGUCGGUCGAGUUUUGGCAAGGACGGCAGAGCCGGCUGCAUGAUCGCUUCAUGUAUACUCGCAAGCCGGGCUCGGACGACAAGCCGGCGAGUGAGGCCGAGUGGGUGCUCGAGAGGCUGAGCCCGUGAGAGCGGGUCAUGGAUGAGCUGCAGAUAAAUGACAAGUUGGACUGUAUAUUGUUCUACUCCUCCGUAUCUUCUGUUGGCUUCGGAAUGCGCUCCCGUCAAGCCUGUGAGCGGCCACAUCACGCACAAAAACACCAUUUACGAGCUCAACUGGUGAUGGACG
Messenger RNA from Microdochium trichocladiopsis, 1095 nucleotides. RefSeq names its product pyridoxamine 5'-phosphate oxidase. Bases 84 to 935 code for a protein of 283 amino acids. Gene Ontology annotation, molecular function: pyridoxamine phosphate oxidase activity; FMN binding. Gene Ontology annotation, biological process: pyridoxine biosynthetic process. The record is from RefSeq and is a predicted model, not a curated record. NCBI's taxonomy places the organism in Eukaryota, Fungi, Ascomycota, Sordariomycetes, Xylariales, Microdochiaceae. The transcript has 2 exons.